This is a messenger RNA of Gaeumannomyces tritici R3-111a-1, 1496 nucleotides long. RefSeq lists its product as hypothetical. The record is from RefSeq and is a predicted model, not a curated record. The transcript is spliced from 2 exons. Gene Ontology annotation, cellular component: RNA polymerase I upstream activating factor complex. Gene Ontology annotation, biological process: nucleolar large rRNA transcription by RNA polymerase I. Lineage: Eukaryota; Fungi; Ascomycota; Sordariomycetes; Magnaporthales; Magnaporthaceae. The coding region runs from base 178 to 933 and encodes 251 amino acids. Gene Ontology annotation, molecular function: RNA polymerase I cis-regulatory region sequence-specific DNA binding.
CUCUCCACGAUCAAUCUACGGUUAUACAAUGGCCUGGCCGUAAAAGUGUGUUGCAAUCACCCCUCAGACACGAUGUGAUGCUGCAAUGAGUCGCUGGGAACCGCCUGAAUUUUUCAAACCGUCGAGAUAACCGGACAAUUUUCUCAUCUAUCCCAACAACUGCCUAGCUCCACGGAAAUGGGAGAUGCAACGCGCGAUCGGCAUAGCGGCCAGCAAAUAAGAGAAUCGUAUGUAUCGGAGACAGCCUUGGAUACGGCAGAAGAACCGAGGCAGAAGCGACACGCGAACGUCUACGAUGCGGUGGCUGGGCGAGUAACCACCACUGGGAGCCUGGGUGCAUCGUCGGGGGUGCGGUCGGUCGAUGGCAUCUACCGUCUACGGGAUGCGACGCUCGCGCCCGAAGACGUACUGUUCCAGCGCAUCGACGCCCCCCAGCGCUACGCGGAGAAGGAUAUCUACUUCUCCCGUGAGGCCGCCGCCGUGACCGAGAGUGACAGCCGCCUCCUUCCAGACAGCGACCUGCUCAAAGCCGUGCACUCAUACGCGGCCCACCUCUUUGAGAAGGUUGGGAGUCAUCGUGGAGUCCACGGUGGCGGUGGUCACGGCGAGGAGGGGGAGGGGGAGGUUAGGGACCCCGGCUGCUUUUUCGGGUUGCGGCACGUGGACGAGCGCAGCAUGGACGAGACGGCGCUCAUCGCGUUCGGCAUCCUGCUCGAGGAGACCGGGCGCGAGGUGCUGGGCAGGCGGGGGGACCUGGUCUUCACGGAGGGCCUGGACGAGGAGGGACCAGCCCAGACGGGUCGCGUGGCUGACGGGGAUGGACGGCAGCCGCACACGAGGGAGGUGUCGGUGGGUCCUAGCGACGGGGAGACUUUCUGGAGGAAGGGCUACAAGAGGAGGAAGAGAAACGACGGGGGGUUUGGCGAGGGGUGAGGGCCGAGGUCUUGGUCUCAGGAGAGCGAGGAGCGGUGGAGUGGCAGGCUGCUGCUUGGCAUGGCGAUCAGGCUGCGCGUAGAGUGGCAGCGUAUGCAGGUGGCGUGGGUGAGGCCUUUAGUUGCGUCUUGCUUGCUUCACGGGACCCAAUGGGCUGGGUCGCCUGGGCUGGGAGCACGGGCCCCGUUCACCGAAGCAGCCUGGCGUGCUGCAAAUGAUGCUUGGCCGUCCACCGAGCUGCCGGCAGAGUGGGGCCAAACGGACCAAAACGGGGAAGGUAGUGGAUCCGAGGCAGUUGGUGCCCCGAGCGUUCGGCCUCCGUGGCCAAGAUCCGGUGUUAUCCGAGCACGGAGCGGAAUCAAACGGUCGAGUCGAUGGCGUCAGUCAGUCUCCAGGUUGGCCGCGCCUUUCCGUUCUUGCUUUUGUUUCCCCCCCCUCAUACUCUUGGGGCUCCAUUAAAGAGUAGGCCGACAGCCAGUCAACCAACAGUCAAAUCGCCCAUUUUUGUCGCUGAGAAUAUAAUGCCUCGUCGCCAGCCCCAGCACCAGCACCAGCACAGGUAU